Dromiciops gliroides (monito del monte) is the source of this 1671-nucleotide messenger RNA. It is a transcript of the gene RPUSD3, whose product is annotated as RNA pseudouridine synthase D3. The record is from RefSeq and is a predicted model, not a curated record. NCBI's taxonomy places the organism in Eukaryota, Metazoa, Chordata, Mammalia, Microbiotheria, Microbiotheriidae. Gene Ontology annotation, molecular function: pseudouridine synthase activity; RNA binding. Gene Ontology annotation, biological process: pseudouridine synthesis. The coding region runs from base 86 to 1111 and encodes 341 amino acids. The transcript is spliced from 9 exons.
UCGGCCUUCUCCACUCUGCUCCGCCUCCUACCUUCUCCUUGGCGCAUGUGCAUACUCUCUGCUCCGGCUUCAAGUUCCUGUCUAGAUGAGGGGUCGCUUCUUGUGUCGGUUGUUGUGCGGGGGGACGGGGCAGGGACUAGGAGUCAGGGCACUGUCCCGGUCCCAGACCCUAAAGAACAAGACCUGGUACCAGAUGUACCUUGAGUCCCAGAAGAGGAAUGUGAUCUUUCCUGGGAUGCUGCAGCCAGAGACGCUAAACUACAAGGAGUUGGCUGAGAUAAUAAAGACAGCUGUGCUAUUUCAUAAUGGACCUCUGGUGGCCCUGAACAAACCACCAGGACUGGCAGUGACAGGAAAACCAGGAGAACUGACAUUGCUCUCAGUACUUCCCGAAGUAGGCCAGAACCUAGGGUUCAAUCAGGAUCUUCAAGUUGUCCGAGCUCCAGGAAAGGAGAGUUCAGGGCUUGUCUUGCUCUCCAGCUGUCCCCAGAUAACAAAAACCUUCCAGAAUUUCUUCAUCCACUCUCGAAGAACUCAGAAACCCACAGUGACCUACUGGGCUGUAACUGCUGGGGUCCCAACUACCCCCGAAGGUGAAAUUAAAGCUGCCUUGAAGCUGGGUCAAGUUAGGGGAAGAGACCUGGUAGUCCCAGUAAAGGCCCCAUCUCGACAGACCUUAAAGGAGGGUGUCAAGAAAACCCUGACCCACUUUUUUGUCGAGGACUCCGCAUCUGGCUGUGCUCUGGUAAAGCUCCAACCACUUACAGCAUUUCCCAGCCAGCUCCUGGUGCACAUGGUGCUUCAGUUGUGUCCUGUGCUUGGAGAUCAUGUGUACUCUUCCCGAAUCGUCAGCGUCCUAGGCGAAAACUUCAUGUUGCCCGUGGAGACUUCAGUGCCUCAGACACAGGUCCUGAAUGAGGAACUCCUCCAACGCCUGAAAAUCACUUCAGAGAAGGUGGCCCUUCUACCCCUCCACCUCCACCUGCAUCAAAUCCUUCUCCCCCAAACCUCAGUGGCCCCCACAGUGCUUGUAGCUCCCUUGCCUCCUUUCUUCUCACAAACCCUAUGUAACUUAGGGCUCCGAAUGCCAGGCAAGCCCAGGAAGAACUAGCACAAGACAACAACGUUCAAGAUGGCUCUUGGUUCAUGAAGUGGAAAAAGCCCCAGUGGUGAGGGUUGAGAAAGAAGACCUGCUUUCUUGUCUGGGAAGCAUGUGUCUGGGCCCACCUCCCUCCUGGCCUUUUUAGCAUAAAAAGGGAAGCUGAGAAGAUUCUUUCCUAGGGGACUCUGGAUCCCUGCCAAAGUUAAGACGAGCUCACUUGCUACUGGGGAGGCCAUUCCGAGACUGAUGGUUGGUUCUAUUUGGUGACUCCCUUCCUGGACAGGAAGGCGCCUCCUCUCACUUGUAUCCCCAGAGUUCGGGCUUGCCUCAGGAAGUUUUCCUGAUUUUCAGCUUGAAUUUCUCCUUGCCCCCUUGGAGCCAUCCCCACCCCCAUUUCCAUCUCUCCUCUACUACACGCAACUGCUCCCCCUGAGCUCCCUUCUACGUCCUGGGCUCACUUGACACCUCCCACAGAAGAGCUCCUUUCUCAUGAUCCCGAUUAGCCUUUUCCCCACCCCUCUCCCCAUCUACUCUUCAGCCAGACAGACCCGGCAGUAUGUCUGACCCCU